Messenger RNA from Rhea pennata, 2654 nucleotides. RefSeq names its product intraflagellar transport 27 (gene IFT27). Bases 154 to 714 code for a protein of 186 amino acids. Gene Ontology annotation, cellular component: intraciliary transport particle B; sperm flagellum. Lineage: Eukaryota; Metazoa; Chordata; Aves; Rheiformes; Rheidae. The record is from RefSeq and is a predicted model, not a curated record. Gene Ontology annotation, molecular function: GTP binding; GTPase activity. The transcript has 7 exons. Gene Ontology annotation, biological process: intraciliary transport; vesicle-mediated transport.
CGCCGUUGCUAGGGCCGCGGCAAACGGCGGCGGCGGCGGCGGCUCCCGCUGCCUUCCCGGUGCCUUCCCGGUGCCUUCCCGGUGCGCCGCCGCCGGGCCCGGUGUCCGGCGGGGCUGGGCUGCGCUAGGCUGGGCUUUCCCCGGGCCGAGGCGAUGGUGAAGCUCGCUGCCAAGUGCCUGCUGGCAGGUGAUCCAGCUGUGGGGAAGAGUGCUUUAGCCCAGAUGUUCCGCAAUGAUGGGGCCCAUUUUCAGAAGAAUUACACACUGACAACGGGCACAGAACUGUUGGUGAAAGCUGUAUCAGUUCCAGAGACAAGUGAUAGUGUGGAACUCUUCAUUUUUGACUCUGCAGGCAAAGAUCUAUUUUCUGAGAUGCUGGAGAAACUGUGGGAGCAACCCAACGUCCUGUGCCUUGUGUACGAUGUCACUAAUGAGCAGUCUUUCAACAACUGUGCCAAGUGGCUGGAGAAGAUGAGGGCUCAGGCAGUUGGGAUGCAUCUUCCAGGUGUCUUAGUGGGGAAUAAAACAGACCUGGUUGGUCGUCGAGUUGUGGAGCAGAAACAAGCACAGGAAUGGGCUGAGAACCAUGGCCUGGAAUACUGCGAGAUGUCAGUCAAGGAGAUGAAAAACUUUGAGGCCCCUUUCCACAUCCUGGCAAAGUCAUUCCACCAACUGUACAGAGAGAAGGUGGAGUCUUUUCACUCACUAGUUUGAGGAAUGUGACUAUGAUGGCUUAUUUAGCCCUUGAGCUUCUUCUAGUGCCCAGAAUUGUACAGGCUGGAGUACAGAGAGAAGAAAAAAAUAUGAGAUUUUUGUUUCGUCAUGGUCAUCUUCUGGUAUUUCAAAAUAAACUGAAAAUAAGCAUAUGGAAAGACAGUCUUCUAGAACUGCUACCUCAGCAUUCCUUUUGUGUCCCCUGUCUUGGUUCUCUGCUCACUGAAAGUCUGCUUGAUUGGAGGAGGUGGGGAGAAAAAAGGAGAGGGCAAAAUGGAAAUUGCUAGCUUUUUGCUUUGAUAUUGCCGUGUUUCUUCUCUGAAUAGACUUUCUGCUGCUGCAAAGGAGGAUUUGGAGGUUUUGAGAAGGAAAGAGGAAGCUGACAGGCUAUUUUUCAACUUAAGCAAUCCAGCCCCAGUACAUUGGUAGCAGGGCAGGACUGAUCUGGCACUGCCACUUGAAAAACACUUUCAGUAGGAAACCUGUGCUCCAGAAUUGAUGCAUGGAAAUUGAGAUAUGUGGGGACCAAUCUGGAUUUAGGUGUGCUUCUCAGAGUGCCCAGAGUUUGAGGUCUGUUUUAAUGGUGUUACCUGUAUCAGUUGUAGGACUGUUAUGCUGAUGACUAAUAACUGUAUCUGACUUCUAGAAUAGGUUCUUUUCUCCAGCAUGGCCCGCUUCCUUUGCCUAGUAGAAGCUGUCUGUCUUGCAUCUGUACUAUUGUCACUUGGUAACACAGUGCCCUCUGCUGGUCCCAAGUCACAUGCUUUCUCAAGAAGCUACCCUCUGUUGAAGCAAACAGGGCUCCAUCCAGUCGUGUCCAAAUUACCUUAUCUACAAAAUGAGGUCAUAGUAAGAAAACCUCUUCUGUUCUUUGGGCAAGCACUUGUUAUGUGUUUUUGUAUCAUUUUUUUGUCAACUGAACCCUGCAAUGCCUUAUUCUCACUAGGUUCAGUUUGCAGUCCCUCACUAGAAUCAGAGUUGUCUUUGUUGUUAAACUUUCCCUGCCUAUCCUUCUGACAUCACCAGUGGAAACAGGAUUCAGGAAGAAAAAGACAACCUGACUAAGUUAUUCUGAUUCAGGGAAGGGGGCAUGUGUGGCUGGAAGUUUGUUGUCAGAAAGAGUAAAAGCUCAGAAAAAAAAUGCUCUUUUAUUUGGAGUACUGAUGUUGCAUGUAUAAGAAUGUGUUUGUUAAUACAGUAUGUGAAAGCAUCCAUGGUACUGUAUUGCAGCUGGAUCUUAGAAGUUCAAAACUGUAACCUUUCUCUUCUCUCAAGAUUGUGUUAACCUCCCUUGGGCAAGGGAAGAUGAAAUUUGUGGAGAGUAAGCACUGAGUGAUUUUUUCAGGCAGGCUUUUGAAGAAUCUGUGUUUCAAGGCUUGUAUGUAUAUUUUAUAACCAUUUUUUUAUACCCGUUGCUAGGACAAGUACUUCGGACUGCACAUAAGAGAUGUGUGUCGCUUGUGGAUGUCAUAGCAGAGUUUAUGAAGUACUUUAAGGAUCUGGAAAAGCAGCUGGGCUUAUUUUACUGGCAGUAGUAUAUUGAUGCUGGGAAUUAGCUAAGGAGCACGAAUCCCAACAAAAGGAGUUAAAUAGGCGCUGGGUCCACAAGAAAAGGAAUGAAUGGGUUCUUUUGCAGGAAGACGUUUGAAUAAAUGACAGAACACCUAGGAAAAGCUUGCUUGCUCCAGAGAAGAGAGGACUCCUCCAUUGGCUUAGAGUAACUAGAAGACUUGCCUUUUUUUGACUUGGAUUAGCAUUACUAUGUGUGGUUUUUUGUUAUUUUAUUUUGUUUAAUCUUACAUAUGUUGCCUUGUUUGUUAAUCUUGGGGGGUGUCUGUUUAUUUAUAUGGGCUGAGUGCAGACUUGCCUGCAGAUGCUAGCCACCUCUGACUAGUAAGAAUAAAAGUUAUUUUGGAUGCUGUGUGGAUCUAGUUAAAGAA